This is a messenger RNA of Trichoderma aggressivum f. europaeum, 3780 nucleotides long. RefSeq lists its product as uncharacterized. The record is from RefSeq and is a predicted model, not a curated record. Lineage: Eukaryota; Fungi; Ascomycota; Sordariomycetes; Hypocreales; Hypocreaceae. The coding region runs from base 1 to 3780 and encodes 1259 amino acids. The transcript has 8 exons.
AUGCCUCUCCCUCCUCCCAUAUUUGCUCCCGCUAGACAAACAAUAAAGGCGGCAUUUGAAGAUCUCGAUCGCACAAUUACUCCUGCAGAUUCGCGCGACUUUCGUGUUUCAACUCUUCAACAAGUACGAGAUGCGGCUCUUGAGAUUGAGCGGCAGCUCGCAGCGCGGGGGUCGCUUCGCAACAUGCGCCGGCUUAUGCCCCUUUUUAAGGGAAUAGAGCACUAUUCCAAAGUGAUAGAUGUUCUGUGUAACGGUACCCCGUAUCUACCAUGGAUAUGGGCGCCAGUUGCUCUAAUUUUACGCGUCGCCUCGGAGUAUGUCGACGCAUUCGAGCAAAUCAUCAAGGGCUACUCACAGCUCGCGGAAUCCCUGGGAAGGUUUGAGCUCCUGGGAAAUGCUUUCAUCCGCGAUCCGGAUUUCCAGCAAACUCUGGCUGUCUUUUAUGCGGACAUUCUCCAGUUCCACAAACAUGCUUACAAGUUUGUUCGGCGAAGUGGUUGGAAACUGCUUUUUCUCACCUCUUGGGGUCGAUUCCAGAGACGAUUUGACAAUAUUCUCGAAGACAUGAAGCGACAUGAGGCAUUAAUCGAUCGAGAAGCAAAUGCGCGCAAUAUUGCCGAAUCAAAAGAAAUGCGUCAAGAUAUCCGCCGCUGGAGAGAGCAGAGCCUGGAGCAAGUGUCCAAUCUUGAUGGAGAAGAGGCUGCCAAGCAAUACCAUUCUAUCAUCUCAUGGUUAAAUAUGGAUGAAUCAGACCAAUUGGCAAUCUUCGAAUCAAUAUCGGCCGAAGGGCGUAAACAUCCCGGUACUUGCUCAUGGGUGCUGAAAAAUCCCAAAAUCAGCUCCUGGCUUCAGAGCAAGCCCGACACAUCGGUUCUCUGGUUACAAGGCACGCCAGGGUCUGGAAAGAGCGUGAUAUCGACACAGCUCGUCAACUUUAUGGAAGCAUCCAACAUGUUUGUCAUCCUCAUGCAGCUUCUCCGGAAAGAUGGCGAUCUGGUUGCUCAUGUCUAUGAAGAAUUUGUUCUGGGUAAAAAGUCGCCAACAGUAUCCGCCCUUGAGCGUCUAUUACAACUUCUUUUUAGAAGCAUAUCCAACGAACCAUCCAAGGCAGAAUACGUGUGGAUCAUUUUAGACGGCUUAGACGAAUGCGAAUUGGAUAAGCAAGCACGAGUACAGACAAUCUCUCUGAGCGAUGAAAAAGUCUGCUUAGAGGAAGCGAUACGUCAGUAUGCAUCCCAAAGACUGCAAUCGCUGGAACAAAAAUUCCACCAACCUCGUAUAUCUCCGAGCGAAGUUGACAAUAUCGAGCGCGGGAUUGCUAAAAAGGCAGAUGGAAUGUUUCUUUACGCCAGACUGGUCCUGGAUUAUCUCUCGACGAACAUAUUCUAUAGCGGGGAUGAAAUCAUGACGUCUGUCAAUCGAUUGCCCGAAAAGCUUGGCGAUCUCUACCGCAAGAUUCUCCUCCAAAUACUCACCUACUUGGAUGACCGAUCGGAAAGUCGCGUUAAAAGCAUUCUCGGCUGGAUCGCUUUUGCAAAACGGCCAUUGAAGAGGCUCGAGCUAUUGUCUGCAAUUACAUUUAGUUCUGGGGAACCUAAGGUCGUACACCUCGUUCCUGAGUAUAUACUGGAUAUAUGCGGGCCUCUGGUGGAAGAAAGAAGUGAUACCACUUUGACAUUUAUUCACGUCUCCGUCAAAGAAUUUUUACAGACCCCCUCGAGUAGCUUGAUUAUCACUCAAGAGGAGUCUCUUCAAGAACAUGGGGUAGCGACGGUUUCUUGCCUUCUUUCUGGACUGCAAGUUUUUAACAGUACGUACUCAGAACAGACGAGGUGUCUCCAAGUUAUCAAGGGCCUCCAUGGAUUCCAUGUCUACGCGACUGAGUUCUGGACCGAAUACUUGCUGUCUAGUGCCAAAUGCACUGGAGGAGACCCAGACAAAACUUCGCCGCUACUCGUCCUUGCCUGCAGAUUGGCCGAUGCACUCGACGAAGCAAGUGGCCCCACGAUAAGUGAAGGGGCCAAAAGUCCGCUAAAUGGAUUGAAUGACGGAAUGUCAUUCAUGCGACAGCACCCAACUCUCUAUAGGCAUGUUGAAUCAGCCUUGAAAGGAAGAUCCCUCAAGCGACUUGAAACGGAACUUUUUCCAGAAACAAAUCCCGAUGGACCAUGUCGAUCACCAAAGAACUUGGCUCCUUUGGACGGGAUAUCAGCCAUGCUUAUAGUGUAUCAAGAUACCAUCAAGACAUUACUCGACCAACACGAUUAUCCAGGAGUCACUGCCGAAGAAUUGGAGCUGUUCAAGAGCCAGUUUCGUACCUCGGCAUUUACCUGUCGGCUCAAAUCUUGUCCUCGAGCCACAUUAGGCUUUGAGUCAGAGAAGCUUCGUCUGCAGCACGAGAUGACGCAUAUACGACGACUUCGAUGCAUGGCUGUCGAUUGCAAAUUUCCACCUUUUGCCUCUCCCCAAGCCUUAAAGAUCCAUACCAACAGGUACCACAACCAUGGCCUUGCCCCAAAGUCUAUACGCAGUAUCCAGUUGUCUCCAAAGACAAUGGUUAUGCCAGUGUACCGAAAUGACCCUUUGGGUACUCUCCAGACCAAGAACAUUCCACAAAACGAUGGCCAAAAAGCUCAGGAAGGUCGGGCGAAGCGUAAACUCCCAGUUGAAAAUGAUGAGAAGCCUUCCAACCACAAGUUGUCAACCGCCGAUUCUCCUAGCACUAAUAAACCUUCUUCCACACCUGAAUUUCUUCCCAUAAAUUACUGCUCUGUUCAGGGCUGUUCAACACUCACAGAUGGAAGUUAUAAUUCUCUGUGCACUGAUCACUUACGCUGGCAUUUGACUAUCAACAAGGGCCCUGAUUCUCAAUCAGUUGAAUCUGCACCAAUUGCAACACGGACACUAGUUCCAAACUGGGAAGGCCUCACGCCACCUCAUGAGGCAUACCUUGAACGAAAUGUUCCGUCUGUUAUUCCUAUCGAGGUUCCAGCAAAUGGAAACUCAGAACAGAUGGCAGAAUUACUAGAGGAACAAGAUGCAUAUUUGACACCGACAUCGACCACUGGCCAGUAUCAAUCCUCCACUAGCACCUCCUGUGUAGCAGAGCCCCAUUUGUUGCCUUCUGGAUCUUUCCCUCCCAUUACGCCGGGCAUCCCUAUCGAAGAAAUCGAAGGGAAUCAGGACGGAGAGGGAGAGGCGAAGAUCUAUUUGACCGGAAGGCUCAAUGGAAGGAGGAAGUAUCGUUGUAAAACCUUUUUAUGGCCAAGUCAAGGACGCAAUCUUUACAUGCUGGAGACGGACUGCGCUCGCAUAUUAGGAAUCAAGUAUAGUGACUUCAUUCAAAGAGGUGGCAGGUUACUGGGCAUUCUGGUUGAAUCUAUGAGAGGGAAAAGCUAUCUCAGACGUCAAAAUAUCUUGCAUAAUGCGGAUAGCUACGACAGCAUCUCUAUUGUGAAGGCACGAAGCGUGUUUCGCCAAUUCGGGCACCUGGUGGUUGAGAGUGGCCGGCCGAUCCAUGAUGACUACUGGGUGUCUGAUGCUCGGAGACAGCGGAGAGACGAAAUAAUGAAAGGGGUAGAAGCUUGGGUCAGGAGGAACGGUAAAUCGAACGAACGAUCCGGGCCCGAUAGUCUGAGAUUGGCUGUGGAAAACGCGAAACUUGCCGCUGAGCAGGACUUGCGUAGGCACAUCUUUGACUAUGAGGGGAUAGAAAAUAUCCCAGAUCAUAUGAUUGAUAAUCUCAGGUUCAGUGCUCUUGGAAAUUCAAGAGGCUUCUAA